Molecule: messenger RNA, 1188 nt
Organism: Cryptosporidium ubiquitum
Lineage: Eukaryota; Apicomplexa; Conoidasida; Eucoccidiorida; Cryptosporidiidae
Exons: 1
Coding region: 1-1188 (395 amino acids)
Source: RefSeq, a predicted model, not a curated record
AUGCAGCCUAUUGGAGCUUUUGGGAUGGUUCCUCAGCUGGUUAAUCCACCAGUUGUGAUGGUACCUGGAGGAAAUACAGGAAAAGGUUUGAACGGAAACGGAAGUUGUUGUAGUGGUAAUAAAUCCAAAAAAAAAGGUUCUUGUGGUUCUUGUGGGAGGUGUAUUGGGUCACUUUUCAUCAUUCUGUUUGCUUUUAUAUGUACUUCUUGUUGUUAUUCUUACCCAAUUUACAAUUCUUUCACUAACUCAGAGUAUUUCAAGAAACAAGAGGAGCCUAUUUGGACAUGGAAAAUGGCCCUUAAUAAGGCAAAAGAAUUUGGGAAUUCUAUUUCACUAACAAAGUCUGCAGAAGAUGAGAAUGAAAUAUAUGGGAAGAGUGGGAGAAAUAGAGAUUUAGACAGAAUUCAGUUCCUAAAACUAAACUCUACAGAUAAUGAGACUGCGAGUACAUUUAUUAACUUGGAUAAUUACUUGGACAAAAACUCCUCAAACCUCACUUCUCCUCUUUACAAUAGCUCGUAUAUUUCGAGUAUUUUAUAUUCUAAUGCAGAAAGGAAGCUAAAUAUAAGGGGAGGAGGACUAAACCAAACAAAAGAGUUGAUUGGAUUUAAGACAAAACAAAUACCAAAUAAAUACUUUAACAAAGAGUACUGUGAAAGAGGAAAAAACGAGAUAGCAGGAGUUUGGAAAGAUCUCUGUAAUUUUAAGCACAAUGUAACUAACCUAGAGUGUAUAGAUAUGAUGAAUGGCCCGGCAAUCUGUGUUGGAAUAAGAAAUCGUAAAUAUGAGGUCUUUUCAGUUUCUAAGCAAUGCAAAUUUGUGGAACCUGAAAUCCCUGUUGAAAUUUUCCCAACUAUUUCUGACCUUUGCUAUAAUGGAAACUAUUCCAAUAAUACUUCAUUGGGUACAACUAAUAUUACUAAACCUAUAUGUCCUUGCAUGAUUACUUCAAGCCCAGUAGACAAUAUGGAAUUGAAUGGGAACAGUACAAUAACAGGGAAUUUGAAUACAAAAGAUUUCAUUAUACUAAACAAAGCCAAUCAAGAUACUCAGAAAAUGCUUAGAGGAAGUGAAAAAAUACCAGAAAAUCCUUAUAAUUCUAGUUUAAUUGAUUUUGGAAUCAAAAGUUUGAACCAAAGUAAUUUGAGAAAUAACACUAAUUUAUUAAUAAAUAUGUUAAAUUCUUAA